Molecule: messenger RNA, 4403 nt
Organism: Chinchilla lanigera (long-tailed chinchilla)
Lineage: Eukaryota; Metazoa; Chordata; Mammalia; Rodentia; Chinchillidae
Gene: Naip
Product: NLR family, apoptosis inhibitory protein
Exons: 15
Coding region: 82-4293 (1403 amino acids)
Biological process (GO): pyroptotic inflammatory response; defense response to bacterium; inflammatory response
Cellular component (GO): IPAF inflammasome complex
Molecular function (GO): ATP binding; cysteine-type endopeptidase inhibitor activity involved in apoptotic process
Source: RefSeq, a predicted model, not a curated record
UCUGCACUUGAGCCGUGUCCUCUCGUCCUCCUUUCUCUGGCCAGCACUCUCCCCCCACGGACCGGGACCUGGGGACAUUCCAUGAAAAUGACCACCCAGGAGGAGGCUGAGGAGAAGAUUUCCCAGUUUGAUUAUGCCUUGGCCUCAGAAUUGUCCUCUCUCCUGGGCAUAGACGCCAUGGCAUUUAUGAAGGAGAAAGAGGAGGAAGAGCACAGAGACCGUGCGAAAAUGAAGAAAGGCUUCAACUCUCGAAUGCGCAGCGAAGCCAACCGUUUGAGGACCUUUGUAACCUACAAGACCUACAGCUCGUGGACCCCGCAGGACAUGGCAGCAGCUGGCUUUUACUUCACUGGGGUGAAGUCAGGGGUCCAGUGCUUCUGCUGCAGCUUAAUUCUCUUCGGCACCAGCACCAGGAGGGUCCCAGUGGAGAGCCACAAGGAGUUCCGCCCGGGCUGCGGGUUCCUUCUGGGCAGAGAUGUCGGUAACAUCGGCAAGUAUGAUGUGCGGGUCAGGACGCCCGAGAAGGAGCCGAGCGGGGUCCGAGCGAGGUACGGACAGGAGGAGGCCAGGCUCGAGUCCUUCCGGGACUGGCCCUUCUAUGUCCAGGCAGUGUCCCCAAAGGUGCUCGCAGCUGCCGGCUUCAUCUUUACAGGUAAGAGGGACACCGUGCAGUGCUUCUCCUGCGGCGGAUGCUUAGGAAACUGGGAGGAAGGAGACGACCCUUGGCAGGAACACGCCAAGUGGUUUCCCAAAUGUGAAUUUCUUCAAAGUAAGAAGUCCUCAGAGGAAAUUGCCCAGUAUAUUCAAAGCUACCAAGGAUUUGUUGAAGUAACGGGAGAACAUUUUGUGAAUUCCUGGGUCAAAAGAGAAUUACCUAUGGCAUCAGCUUACGACAACGACAGUGUCUUCGCUAAUGAAGAUCUUCGCCAGGACACUUUUAGGAACUGGCCCCGAGAGGCCUCGGCAGUGGCGGCCCUGGUCAAAGCAGGUCUCUUCUACAGAGGGGUCGAGGACCAGGUGCAGUGCUUUUCCUGUGGAGGGUGCAUGAAAAACUGGCAGGAAGGGGACGACCCCUUAGCAGAUCACACCAAAUACUUCCCCAGUUGUCCAUUUCUCCAAAAUAUGAAGUCCUCGGCAGAAGUAAUUCCAGACCUCCAGGACUGUGGCAAACUCCCUGAAAUAAUGGAAACCACAAGUGAAAGCAAGCUUGAAGAGCCCACAGCAGUUAGUUCUUUAACACCAGAUGCGGCACCGGGGGAGGCCCCAUGGUGUCGAGAGGCAAAGAGUCUGAGUGAGCUGCUGAGAAGCGCCUACACCAGCGCCCGUUUCCGCCACUUGUCGCUGCUUGAGAGCCCUUCGGGCCUCCCCUCUGACCACCUGCUGGGCUGUGACCUGGCCCUCACUGCCAAGCGCGCCAGCAGUCCUGUGCAGGAGCCCCUGACGCUGCCCGAGGUCUUGGCCAACUUGAACUCUGUCAUGAGUGUGGAGGGUGAAGCUGGCAGCGGGAAGACGGUCCUGCUGAAAAAGAUUGCCUUUCUCUGGGCAUCGGGGUGCUGUCCCCUGUUGCACAGGUUCCAGCUGGUCUUCUACCUGUCCCUCAGUUCCAUCAGCCCGGACGAAGGGCUGGCCCACAUCAUCUGUGACCAACUCCUAGCAGCAGGAGGAACUGUGAGUGAAAUGAGCCUGAGGAGCAUGACCCGGCAGCUGGGGAACCGGGUCUUAUUCCUGCUGGAUGACUACAGAGCAAGGGGCUCAGUCCCCCGCGUCAUGGAAACCCUGAUCCACAGAAGCCACUUGUCACGGACCUGCCGAUUAAUUGCUGUCCGUACAAACAGAGGCAGGGACAUCCGCCGACAUGUAGAUACAGUUCUGGAGAUCGGGGUGUUCCCCUUUUACAACACUUUCUCUAUAUUACGGCGGCUUUUUCCACACGACCAGCCCCGGCUGCGGAAGCUCCUGGUGCAUUUUGGGAAGAACCCGCAACUGCAGGGAAUUCACAAAACGCCUCUCUUUGUGGCGGCGACCUGCGCUUACUGGUUCCAGUACCCUUCCGCUCAGUCUUUUGACCAUCUGGCUGUAUUCAAGGCCUAUAUGGAAUGCCUUUUCUUAAAGCACAAAACUUCGGCUGAGCUUUUCAGAGGAACUGUGGCCUCCUGUGGGGAGCUGGCCCUGAAAGGGUUUUUUUCAUCUCGUUUUGAGUUUAGUGGCGAUGAGCUCGCAGAAGCAGGAGUUGAUGAGGAUGAGGAUCUCACCAUGUGCUUGAUGAGCAGGUUCACAGCCCAGAGACUGAGACCAGUCUAUCAGUUUUUAAGUCCUGCAUUUCAAGAGUUUCUUGCUGGGAAGAGGCUGAGUGAACUGCUGGAUUCAGACAAGCAGGAAGAUCAAGAUUUGGGACUUUAUUAUUUGAAACAAAUUAACUCACCCCUGCUGGCUGGAAGCUCCUAUCGUAAUUUUUUAAAGCAUGUCUCCAGCUACUCUUCAACAAAGGUGGGGCCAAAGGUAGUAUCUCAUUUGCUUCAUUUGGCGGAUAGUAGGGAGUCACUGGAAAACCCACCCGGAAGCGGUGGCUGCCCCCAGCGUGAAGAGGAGAUGCCGCCCUAUGCCCAGGCGUUCAGACUGCUGUGGCAGAUGUGGCCAGAGCACUGCUUUCCGCUGCUAGCAGAGCAUUUAUUGGAUUUUUCCCUAAGGGUUGCUUAUGAAAGCAAUACUGUUGCUACAUGUGCUCCAUUUAUUUCGAAGUUCCUUCAAGGGAGAUCCCUACCUUGGGGGCUCCUUAGCUCACAGUACUUCUUUGACCACCCAGAAAGCCUCCAGGUGCUGAGGAGUGUCACGGUCUCGCUAACAGGCAGCAACCCGAGCCCCAGACUCUUACACAGUGAAAUCCUGGGAGGCUGUUUCGACAGGUCCCAGACGCCGACAGUAGAUCAGGACUACGCGUCUGCCUUUGAAUCUCUCAACGAGUGGGAGCAGGAUAUGGUGGAGAAGGAGGAGAACAUCAAGAGAUACCACAAGCUCCAGGCCCAGCGGACGCCAGACCUCAGCCGCGGCUACUGGCAGCUCCGGCCCCCGCCACACAAGCUCCCGCUGCUGCAGGUGCGCGUUACCCACCAGAGCGCGGCCGGGCCGGAGCUGCUUGCGGCGCUCGCGGCCGUCUUCGCCGCCUCCCAGCGCAUCGAGCUCCACGUGGAAGAGAGCGCGGGCUUCCUGGAGAGCGUCCGGCCCGCGCUGCAGCCCAGCAGGGCCGCCGUCGCCAAGUGCGCCCUGCGCGGCGUCCCGCUCAGCGCCGCGGAACAGGAGCUGCUGCUCGCCCUGCCCGCCCUGGAGGCUCUCGACGUCUCAGGCGCGGGCCAGGUCCCAGACCAAAUCUUCCCUAACCUGGACAAGUUCCCAUGCCUGAGAGAACUGUCUGUGAAUCUGGACAGUGGACCGGAUGUCUUUUCUCUCCUUCCUGAGGAAUUCCCCAACCUCCACCACAUGGAGAAAUUACUGAUCCAAAUUUUGGAUGGGUGUGAUGCUUCCAAACUAGUCAAAUUGAUUCAGAACUCUCCAGACCUGCGUGUUUUCCGUCUGAAUUGCUGUGCCUUUUCUGAUUUUGAGUCUCUCAUGACUGCACUGGCUUCCUGCAAGAAACUCAAUGAAAUUACAUUUUGUGGACCCUUUUUUGAUGCCAUCCCAUUUGUCACUAUUUUGCCAAGUUUUACUUUUCUGAAGAUAUUAAAUCUGAAAGACCAACAAUUUCCUAAGGAGACAGCUGAAAAAUUUGCCGGCGCCCUGGGCUGUCUCACGGACCUGGAGGAGCUGGUGCUUCCGACUGGGGACGAGAUUUAUCAAGUGGCAAAGCGGAUCAUCCAACAGUGCCAGCGGCUUCUGCGCCUCCGCGUGCUGUCCUUCUUACAGAUUCUGAGCGACGACAGCCUGGCGGAAAUAGCCAAGGUAUCAAUCAGUGGAGGUUUCCAGAAACUUGAGGACCUAAAUCUUUCAAUCAAUCACAAGAUUACACAAGAUGGAUACAGGAAUUUCUUUCAGGCCCUGGACAGCCUGCCCAACUUGAGAGAACUGAAUAUCUCCAGACACUUCACAGAGUGUAUCACAGCUCAGGCCAGCACAGUCAAGGCCCUCGGCCAGUGUGUGUCCCGCCUGCCCAGCCUGGUCCUGCUCACCAUGCUAGGUUGGCUCCUGGAUGCAGAAGAUGUCACGCUGCUUGAUGCUGUGAAAGAAAGACACCCUCAAUCUAAGCGCUUGCAGAUUUUCUGGAAAUGGAGAUUGCCAUUCUCUCCAAUCAUUCAGAAAUGAAACCUUUAGGCUGGGUAUGCUGGUGCACCCCAGCACUCCAGACCUGAGGCAGAGGAUUAUGAGUUCAAGGGCACCACUGGCAUAGUGACAACUUGUCUCAAAAAAAAAAA